Messenger RNA from Paramecium primaurelia, 3445 nucleotides. The record is from the annotation of a GenBank genome assembly. Lineage: Eukaryota; Ciliophora; Oligohymenophorea; Peniculida; Parameciidae.
AUGAACAAGAAAGAUAAGAAAAUAUAAGAGAAGAAAGAAAAGGAAGCUAAGAGAUAAUAAUUGUUGGCUGCAUUGGCAAAAUCUUAAUUAACAUAAGAAUAGAUGAAUUAACUCAAUAGUAUAAAGGAUGCAACAAGUAGCAAAAGAGAUCGAAAACAUUCUGUAGGAAAUUAAAUAGAAGAAGAAGUGAUAAAUGAUAAUAAAGAAGAAGUUUAAUAGGAAAAUAAUAAUAUAUAACAAGUGAAUAUAUUUGAUACUGUUGUAUAUGAGAAUGAAAAUCCAAUAUAAAUUUAACAUCAUGAGUCUCAUUAAAAAAUGUCUGAAGCAGAACGAUUAGAAAUUAUGGCUAAAUAAUUAUUCCCAGAUAUUAGUUUAGAGUCAUUUGAUUAGAAAAGAAUUCCUAAAGGAUAAGUUUAAGCAUAACCAAGAGAAUUGAUAUCAGAAUAUGAUCCUGAAAAAGAUGAUAUUUAUGAUAUUGAUCCAUAAUCAAUUACAAAUUAUGAUAGUUUACUUACAGAUAUUAAUUCAUUUAAAAAUUAAUAAAUAAAUAGAGAUGAAAAUAUUAUUAAAUAAAGAGCAUAAUUACCUAUUUUAAUAUAAGAGAAUGAUAUUAUUGAUGCAAUUAAAGGCAAUUUAAUUACUUUAAUAUCAGGAGAAACAGGAUGUGGUAAGAGUACUUAAAUUCCUUAAUUUUUAUAUGAAGCAGGAUUCACUGAAUUUGGUGCAAUUGCAAUUACACAACCAAGAAGAUUGGCAGCAAUUUCUUUGGCAUAAAGAGUUAGAGAUGAAACUGGUUUUACUAUGGGAAAAGAGAUAUCAUAUUAAGUUAAACAUGAAUGUAGUGGAAUUGAUGUAGAUAAAAUGAAAAUGAAAGUAGAUUUUAUAUUUAAUUAUAGUUUAUGACUGAUGGUAUAUUAAUAAAUGAAAUGUAAACUAGUGUAAUGGUACCUUAGUAUUCUGUAAUUAUAAUUGAUGAAGCUCAUGAAAGAAAAGUAAAUAUAGACUUACUGAUUGGAGUAUUAUCAAGAGUUGUAAUUGCAAGAGCAAAAAUGAAUAAACCAUUAAGAUUAGUUAUUAUGAGUGCUACAUUAAGAUUAGAUGAUUUCUUAAAUAAUAAAUUAGUAUUUCCAAGAACACUCAAUUUAAUAAAAAUAUAAACUCGUCAAUAUCCAGUACAAAUAUAUUUCAAUAAAGUGUAAAUACCUGUAAUGAUUGUAGGACUAAAGAUGAUUACGUUUAGGCAGCUAUAGAGAAAUGUGUUAAAAUUCAUUAGACAUUACCUCCUGGAGAUGUUUUAGUAUUUUUGACUGGACAGAAAGAGAUCCAUUAAUGUUGUAGCAUAUUAAAUGAUAAAUUAAGAUAAGGAAUUAGAAAAUAAAAUAUAGAUUAAGAAUAUUCAAAUAGUGAAGAAGAAAAUUAAUAAUAAUUAAAUUAAUAAGAAAAUGAAGAAGAAUAAUUAUAAUAAUAAUAAUAAUAAUUAAAUGAUGAUAAGGCUGAUUAUUUAGAAUUAAAAAAUUUAGUUGGAACUGUAUAAAUGACAUAAAAUAAUGUAUUUAAAAUAGAUACAGAUUUAUCUGAUUAUGUUGUAGUUCCAUUAUAUUCUAAAUUAGAUCUUAAAAAUUAAUAAAUUAUAUUUCAUAAUAAUCCAACUAAAAAAAGGAUGUUUGUUAUUGCUACUAAUGUUGCAGAAACGUCAAUAACUAUACCAACUAUACGUUAUGUUGUUGAUGCUGGUAAAUAAAAAAGAAAAAUAACAGAUACUAAAAUUGGAUUAGAAAAACAUAUGAUUGGAUGGAUAUCUUAAGCAGCUGCUGAUUAAAGAAGUGGUAGAGCUGGUAGAACUGGUCCUGGUUAUUGUUAUAGAUUAUAUUCAACAGCUGUAUAUUCAAAUUAAUUUUAAAAAUUUGAUAAUCCAGAAAUCACUUAAAUUAGUUUAGAUCAUGUUAUUUUAUAAAUGAAAAGUAUAGGUAUCAAAGAUGUUUAUAAAUUUCCAUAUUUAACAAGUCCAGAUAUUAAAGCAAUAAAAGAAAGUCUUACUAAUUUAAUUAAAUUGGGAGCUAUGAAAAUAAAAUAAGAAACUAAUUCUGAUAAUUCAAACAUUACAUAAUUAGGUAUUAUAUUAUCUUAAAUACCAUUAAGUCCAAAAUAUGGUAAAUUUCUUCUUUAAACAAGAAUAAGAAAUUUAUUAUAAUAUGGAGUUUUAAUGGUAUGUAUAUUAAGUGUUGAAGAAAUAAUUAAUAAAUAAGUAUUUUAAGUUCAUACUUAAAUAUAAACUAAUGAUAAUGAUUAAGAUGAAAUCAAAUAAUUAGAAUAAGAAUAAAAAGAAUAACAAUAAUAAAUUAAAGAUUAAUUCUAAACAUAUAAAAAUUUAAAAUCCUUUAUAGAAAAGCAUGGUGAAGGAUAUAAAAUAAGUGAUUUAAUUUAUUUAAUGAAUAUUGUUGGAAUAGCAAUAUCAUAAAUUAAAGAUGAUUAAGAUAUCUAAUAUUAAAUUAAUUAAUUAUCAUAGCAAUAUCAUUUUAUUAGUAAGUCUUUUAAAGAAAUCUAUUAUAAUUUAUUAUAAAUUCUUGAAAUUUUGAAUUUAAUAGUGGAAGACAAAACAAUAGUAACUGAAUGUGUUUCUGCUAUUAAAUAGUAUUAAAAACCAUCAAGAGAAGCUCAACUUACAUUAGCUGAAUUAAUAGUUUAAACAAAUGGAUUACAUAAAAUAGCAAAAUUAUAAUGUAAAUUAGAUUAAGAAAAAAAUAUAAAUCGUUAUUAUUAUACAACUAGAGAAUAUGAAUAGGUUUAUAUACAUCCAACUAGUAUUUAUUAUGGAAAAUAGAACUGUGAAUAUAUAUCAUAUUGUUAACUCUUAACUUUUGGAGAAUAACAUUCAUAAAUCACAACUCCUAAAAUUUAUAUGGUAAAUCUAACUGAAGUACCAAAUAAGUCUAUUUUAUAUGAUUUAGAUACUCGAUCUAAUUAAUUAAAAAAACUUACUAUUUAUGAAAAUAGUGAAUAUUAUGAUUCAAAAAAUGAUAGAAUGAUGUGUAAAGGAAGUGCUGUAAUAGAAAAUUCUUGGGUUUUAGAAGACAUAGAAGUAAUUAUUAUUAUUAAUAUUCAAUAAUAGAUACCAUUCCCUAAAGAUUAAUUGGGAUUCUAUUCAAAAUUUGCAAGAGCUCUUUAUUCAGGAUAGAUAUUAUAAUUUUAUUAGAUACUCUAAAAAUAUUAUAAAUAUAAAAUAGCAGAUAUUAGAGAAUCAAAUAUGCAACCAUAUUCAUAAAAGAUAAUAAAAGCACUUAUGUUUAAUGAAAUAACAAAUAAGAAUGAUUUAAUUAAGAAAUGGUCUAAAGAUAAAUAGUAAUUAUGUAUUUAAAAAAUUAGAUUUCUACUAUAAGAAUGUCUUGACUUUGUAUAAGAAGCUUAUCAUUAACUCAUAAAGUCAAAAUGGCCACCAAUUGAAUGA